AUGGGGCAAGCCGAGGCGGAAGCGUCCAAGGUGGCACUGUUGGCCCAAGACAACGUCAUCGCGAGUGCUCGCCACACGAUCGCCAAUCUCAGUGCCGACCUGCACUCAGUGCUCGUCGACACCUGCGCCGAGAUCCAGAACGAGCUCGCACGGGCCGCCACAGUGACGCAGGGGUGCAUGCUGGUCAUUGACGACGGCGUCAAGCACGAGGCGCGUGCGGCCGCCCACAUCAACGGCAAGGCGUCGGCCUGA
Molecule: messenger RNA, 252 nt
Organism: Vanrija pseudolonga
Lineage: Eukaryota; Fungi; Basidiomycota; Tremellomycetes; Trichosporonales; Trichosporonaceae
Exons: 3
Coding region: 1-252 (83 amino acids)
Source: RefSeq, a predicted model, not a curated record